UGCUACCAACCUGAGGAGUCCAGGGCCACACUGUCGGCCCAGCAUGCAUCAAAAGACCACCAAGUGGUUGUCCACACCUUGUUUGUGGAGCCCUUUAACCCAAUCGUUGGAGCUCAAUACAUAGCUCUGGGCGAGAUAGAAAAAAAUGAGGAGGUUGGUGUGAUGGUCCAGGCCCGGGUGCUGAACUGUGUUGAUGGUGUAAACAUUGCCCUUCUACAGAAAGCCAUCAGUGAGCAAAGGAGCUUCUUCAAAGAGAGGGAGAGCAAACAGGGUGAUGCUGCACAAGCUGCAGAUGCAACCUGAUCACGGUUGAUUCUCCUGGUUUUCCAGGGGGGACUCUAUGAUUGUCAAGGCUCCACUGUCUGUCACUUUUGCUGUUGUGUGAACUCCAGUGAAAUUUACAACUGUUUGCUUCAGUGUAAAAGACAGAAGUUCAAUUGCCAACCUCUGACCCUGACAGCUUUCUGCACUUUAUCAGGGGUUGCUUUUUAACAAUGAAAACUCCAAAGUGGUGAAGUGAUAUCAGGCUUCCAUGUUUGUUCACUGAAGAACUAAUAGCAUUGUGUCUGUGACUUGUGAAUAUGUUGCAUUUCCAGCUCUUUCCAUCAGUGCUGAGAUAUCUGAUAAUAAUUGUUUUCAAUGAUGGGAUUUUUUUCAGGUGAAAAAUAUCAGUCUUAACAUUAUUUCUGAUGUCUGUAGCAAAAGAUGUGAUAUUUUCUUCAUCAUUACUUAUCAUGCAACCCCUCAGAUCUGUCCUAGCACUUCUUUGGUGGUCUUCAUCCACAGGUUGGAAGCCGGUGCUUAGUAUAUUGGAAAAUAGCAUGUACUCAUAUACUGGAUAGAGUGGCGCCCAUUGUUUAUCAUGUUGUACCAGUGUAUAAGGACAGCCUGUUCUUUCUGACACACUUGUGGUGAAUUAAAUAAGAAGCUGUGAUAAAAGACA
Messenger RNA from Stegastes partitus (bicolor damselfish), 943 nucleotides. RefSeq names its product TEN1 subunit of CST complex (gene ten1). NCBI's taxonomy places the organism in Eukaryota, Metazoa, Chordata, Actinopteri, Pomacentridae. Gene Ontology annotation, biological process: negative regulation of telomere maintenance via telomerase. Gene Ontology annotation, molecular function: telomerase inhibitor activity; telomeric repeat DNA binding; single-stranded DNA binding. Gene Ontology annotation, cellular component: CST complex. The record is from RefSeq and is a predicted model, not a curated record. The annotation marks the transcript as partial. The transcript has 2 exons.